UUCUCUUGUGCGUCCGCUCUCAUUCAUGCCUCUUCACUUCUCGCUGUCGAUGUCGCUGCAUCAGAUCGUCGAGGGGUUGUGGGGCAAGGAGAAGCGCGAAGAGGGAGCCAAGGUCGAGUACCUCGUCCGCGGAUGGCAGGACGAGGACCUGUACCCGAACACGAGCUGCAAGCGCCUUCGCGCGCUCGACUCUGCCUCGAUCGCCGCCACGACAAAAGAACAGGCGCCCAUCCUCGCCGCGCUCGACUCGGUACUCGAGCCAGUCGUCGGGGCUCCCCUUCGAAUCGACUCGUCACCUCGCGCAAGCGGCGUACUCGACACCGUCCUCGUCUGCCGCGCGCACGGAAUCAAGCUGCCGAAGGAGCUCGAGGAUCCGAAGACUUUGCGGUUACUCGAGGGCGCGAUCUGUCACGAGUGGUUCGACGGGUACAAGAACCUCGAGUUCCGCAAGCUCGCGAUGGGCCGGCUCCUCUCCUCGCUCCGGCAGACGCUCGAGGCCAAGGCGAACGACCCGCUCGAGAAGGUUGAGAAGACGCGGCUGGCGGUCUACUCGUGUCACGACACGUCGAUUGCAGGCAUUCUGAAUGCGCUCGAUGCGUUCGACAGCCGGUGGCCGCCCUUCACUUCGCAUGUUGCUGUCGAACUCUUCCGCUCCGCCUCGCCGCCUUCGAUCCUCUCCGCCUUCCUCCCGUCCGUCCUCCGCCCCUCUCAGCCGCAUUACGUCCGCCUCCGCUUCAACGCCCGCAACCUCCGACUACCCGCCUGCGCCCCCGAGGGCAAGCAUCUCCCGGGCUCGAACGGCGAGGUCUGCACGUUCGAGGCGUUCAAGGAUGCGGUCAGG
This is a messenger RNA of Rhodotorula toruloides NP11, 841 nucleotides long. Its product is annotated as protein of histidine phosphatase superfamily, clade-3. The annotation marks the transcript as partial. Gene Ontology annotation, molecular function: phosphatase activity. The record is from RefSeq and is a predicted model, not a curated record. The transcript is spliced from 5 exons. Lineage: Eukaryota; Fungi; Basidiomycota; Microbotryomycetes; Sporidiobolales; Sporidiobolaceae. Gene Ontology annotation, biological process: dephosphorylation.